This is a messenger RNA of Cephus cinctus (wheat stem sawfly), 15817 nucleotides long. RefSeq names its product E3 ubiquitin-protein ligase HERC2 (gene HERC2). Bases 570 to 14696 code for a protein of 4708 amino acids. Lineage: Eukaryota; Metazoa; Arthropoda; Insecta; Hymenoptera; Cephidae. The transcript has 14 exons. The record is from RefSeq and is a predicted model, not a curated record. Gene Ontology annotation, biological process: protein ubiquitination. Gene Ontology annotation, molecular function: zinc ion binding; ubiquitin-protein transferase activity.
ACCGGAGCGUUGUGCAUCUCCCCACUCAUCUCUGGUUGUGCAUCUCCCCACUCAUCUCUGAUAAAUAUCUGAUUGGUUCCUAACAAAACUGUCUGCUGGAUGACCGUAAAUAUUUACUUUUCGGAAUCAAUACGCAAACGUUUCGGGCUGCUUAAAUAAGAGAACAAAUUCAGCGCUAACUAAAUAAACGCCCUUAAUAAUCGAUCAGUAAAACCAUGUAAAAUAUUGUAGAAAUAACAAAUUAGAACUUCGACCAUCAUACUGGGCAGCCUUAGGCGCAUCAGUUUAGUAAUCGGGUCUCUUCAGACCGAUGGCUGUCAUUCGGUCUGUCAUCAAACAAAAAUGGCAAUGCGAAAUAUGAACUCUUGAACUGUCACGCCAACUGCAUUUCAUAACCUCUUCAAACAGGUGCACCAUGUAGAAAAUGUUGUACUGUCUUCUUAUGGUACCUUAGUAAGGAUUCUUUUAAGAGAGGUCCUAAUACAGGAUCAGUAUUCGACAUCAGUACCAUCUAGUACUCCUGGACCAAAACACGGACCAACCAUUUAGGGCCCCAAUAAAUAAUAAACAUGAGUGGCCACCUAAAUAUUACUGUAAGACCAGAGUUACGUCUUGAUACAAAAUGGCUGAAGAUGGAUUUACAACGUUUCCUAUGUCGGGAUGGUCUUGCCGACUUGUGGAAUGAGAUGGUACGAGAUGGAGAGAUAGUGGGACCUUUCAGUGAUGGCUUGGUUAAUUCAGCAGGAGUGAUUGCAAGGAAAGAUAGCGGACAUUACUAUUGCAAUUUAAGAGUGUUAUCUUGUCUAUGUUGCGAUGGUAUCUGUGGACCGCAAAGUGGCUGUAAUUGUGGACCAUGCCAAAAGUUAGAUACAGAGGAAGCUGCAAGAAUAACAUUACUUGUCGAAAAAAUUGUGCCUGCACAAACAACAAUAGAUUCCUGGCUGUGGGCACCACAGCCUUCUGAGGAGGACCUAACAAGUUGUAUUGAAUCCUUGAUAAAAGAACAAAGAAAACUCUGUCACGAAGUAGCCAACAGUACUCUCUCUGCAACAAGAUUAAAACAACGCAUUGUAGUAGCAAGGAGAUAUUUCACAGCUUUGUCGCGUCACAAGCCACAAGAGACAAAAGAGAUAACUCCACAAAAAACAGCAGUGAAAACUCCAAAAAUCGUGAAACCAAGUGAAAAAGCUACAGUCGAUCUAGCUAGAGUAGGUUCUAGAGCAGCCCUUAACUUUUCAUUUGCAUUUCUACGACGAGCCUGGCGUUCCGGGGAGGAUGCUGAUCUCUGUACUGAACUACUCACCGAAUCCUUAGAAGCUCUUCAAUCUCUACCGGAAGCAACACUGUUCGACGAAACUAACGUCUCCAGAGUCUGGCUAGACGUUGUCGAAAGAUCAGCUAAAUUUUUACGACAAGUUGUCACCGGGGAUGUGGUCACAGGAAGAUCAUGGUGUCCAGUUCCAGUGGCAGAUCAGCACACAGCCCUAUGUUUACUACUGGAACUAGCAACUCAAAGAGGAACCUUGUCAAGUCUUCUAGAUUCCGUGAUCCUGCUCCUGCACCUCGGUGGUAAGGCUAAGAAUCAGGACAACCGUGUAAUGCCACCGGGUAGUUCUGCACCGUUAAUACCAUUGCUACGUAGACUCGAGUCAAUUACAGUAUCUAAAUCAAGACAAUCCGAGAAGAACUUAUUGCCGGGGCCUUGCGAGGUUCUAUUGAAAUAUUUGAGACUUCCAGAAGAUGAUGCGGUAGCCGUCGACCUGAGAAAAGCGGCCGUUGUGAUUAUGUGUCACCUUAGCCGACUAGCUACACCACUUCUGCCACCUCAUGUGGCGGGAGGCUUCAACAAAAACCAUGCUCAGAUGUAUCAAGAGGUCCUCGCUUGGGGUGGCAUAAAACUAGGAAACGGAAAAUCUCCACUUCAUUGUGAGGCAAUAACUGAACUUGGCGUAAAGCAACUGUGUUGCACAGAAAAAGCGUUAAUGAUUUUGUCUUUGAACGGCAAGAUUUUCAUGAUGUAUUAUGGCUCUGAGGCUCAGUAUCCGCAACGUGUUCACGGAUUUUCGUCAAAACCCGUGACAAUGAUCGCUUCUCAUCCUGAUGGAAAACACUACUUGGCUUUAACUCAAGAUAACCUGGUCUACUCAUGGGGUAAUGGUGAUGGCGGCAGACUUGGUCAUGGGGACAACACGUCCUAUGAUGACCCUAAAAUCAUUGAGGCUUUAUCGGAUAAAAAUGUAAACUUUAUUGUAUGCGGUAGUACGUAUUCUGCUGCACUCACAGUCAAUGGUGACUUAUAUACCUGGGGCCGCGGAAACUAUGGAAGAUUAGGUCAUGGAAACUGUGAUGAUGUUACUGUGCCGACCUUGGUAUCGGCUCUGAAUGGACACAAAGUUGUUCAUGUCGCCUGCGGAAGUGGAGACUCGCAAACUCUUUGUGUAACAGCGUCUGGCAUCGUCUUUUCUUGGGGUGAUGGUGAUUACGGAAAAUUAGGCCGAGGAGGUGCGGAUGGUUCGAAAAUACCCAAGAUUGUAGACAAGCUUCUUGAUAUUAAUGUUGUUAAAGUCUACUGCGGUGGGCAAUUCUCAGCAGCGCUUACGGCCUACGGUGAGGUGUAUACUUGGGGCAAAGGUGAUUCUUAUCGCUUAGGCCAUGGCAACGAAGAGCAUGUUAGAUAUCCCAAGAUUGUGGAGGCCCUCAAAGGCAAAAAAGUGAUUGAUUUAUCAGCAGGAAAUAUGCACGUAUUAGCAUUGACCGAAGAUCAACUGGUCUAUGGAUGGGGAAGAAAUGAUUAUGGCCGAAUCGAUUCAUCGUUAGAAUCAACAGUGACCAAACCGACCUUGUGCCCAGCUCUUACGGGUAAGGGUGUCGUUGGCUUAGUGUGUGGUGCAUCUCAGAGCUUCGCCUGGUCCAUGCGUUCCACCUGCUAUGUACCAAUCAGAGCAGCCUUCGUGAUUGAUAUUUGUGAAGAUACCUUUAAACUUCUGGAUAUGCUACUAGCCAAGUCUUGUGAGGAACUACCAGGAACACGACCACCUACUCAAGAUCGCGAAUGUCUGGCAGUUGCAACAUUAAACCUUCUUCGACUUCAACUUCACGCUAUGAUUACACAUAAUAUUGAAAAUAAAUCGGUCGGACUCGGUUCUUCAACAUUAUUAAACUCUCUGAAGCAACGCUGUGUUGCUCUGGCCAGUGGAGCUGGGAUCCUGGCCACCAUGCAGGAAGCGGCCCAGGCUGUUCUCCAGACUGGUUGGAGUGUUCUGUUACCCACAGCAAACGAACGAGCCAAAACUCUCUCAGGACUCCUACCGAAUUCCAACAGCAUGGACCAAUCUAAUACCAACAAAGGUCAACAGUUCAUGGCUGAUCUCUUGGUUUCAAGUCUGAUGGCCGACGUAGGUUUGGAGUUGGCUCUGAAGGUAGCUAUCAACACUGAAAUUACAGAUCUGUCUGAUGAACGUGAGCUUCAAGUACCAUCUAAUACUAUGAAGGCUGGCGAGGUCAAGCAGGCCAAAGAAUUUAAUUCUGAGAAGCACAAUGUCACUAUACCACUUCUGCAACUUAUCAAACAAUUGAUCAGAAAUGGAUCUUGCGUUACCCAGUCAAGAUUUCAGAGUCUGCACCAUAUUACUCGGCAUGAAGAUUCGCAAAAGGUGGACGAUUCGCCAAGUCUGAGUUUGCUACUUAGGUUUCAGCGCCUCUUAGUCGCUCAAAUCUACCAUUGUAUAAAUAAGUCUAGUACCAAUGAACCUCAACAAGAUCAGGAGAUGCUGGGGGCUGAGUCCCUCCUAAAGAAAUAUAUUUGUCAAAUAUGCAACCAUGUAACUGAAAUCCUACCAAUUGCAAGUGAGAUAGCUAGUGGCAGCGACAAAAACUUUGCUUUAGUCGCAUCAGUUCUUAAAGGAGAUAUCAUCAACAUUCUCCUACCUGAAUUGGUAGUGUGCUUAAUCUUACUCCAAGUAGACUACCCUAUGUUAUUGCUAAAUAUGAACUGGAUGGAAAUGUUCACACCAGUGUUGGAUACCCUAGACCAAUUCAAUAGACUUGCACCGACCGUGGAGAAAGAGGAUGCUGACGACUUAUCUUGGCCAGGUAUUAUUGCUCCUCAGCACGCCAACAAAAUGCCUGUUCAGGAUGAACCCAGUCUGAUUAGGUGGGCCGAUCUUGAGAAUCACAAUCGCGAUGGCGGUCUUUGGAUCGUGAUCAACAAUAAUGUUUAUGACGUCCAAGACUUCAGAUACGAGGGUGCAACCAAUACAUCUUCCGCUCUUGAAACUUUACAAAGGAUUACGGGCAGGGACGCCAUUUCGUCCUUGAUCAACGGACCUCAAUCACAUCUUAAUCAGGGUAUGAUGGACUCCUGCUUUGUGGGCCAUUAUUGUCAACCUGAACAAGAAAGCACACAAUUUACAAUUGAAGUAGCUGAUGUUUGUUUAUCAUUGCUUGAUAUGGAACGUGCCCUGAGUUUUCUUUUGGGUUUACAUGCAUGCAGAUUGAGACAAAGUUUACCCCUUCAACCUGCAGAAGACGAAGCUGGUACGUGGCUGAAUGCGAAUUUCCUACGCGGUGGGCUCCAAGUACUCCAACCACCAAACCCAUUCGAAGAAGAGAAGGGUGAAGCAAGAAGCAAUAACUCUACAGCUGCAAAUUCGCCGACAGAGGCUCCUCUGCCAAUUUGUACAAAGGACGAAGUUCACAAGCUGACUCAAGAUAGGGUCACAGCAUUCAUUCAGGCACUUGCUGAGACUCAUAAGAAUGAUACUUACGUUCAAACCUUCUUGGCUAUCGUUGAUAGGUACGUUAAAGCUAAUAAUCUUUUGUCUCAUGUCGAUUUUUGUGGAGAUCAUCCGUUAGAAGAAAUUGGUCGACUACUCAUGGCUGUUAUUAUCAAGCACCUUGCACUGGGUUACCAAACUAUCGCUUUGGUGGACAAAGAACUUACUGAAGGUAAUGUGAAACUCACCAAACCUCUGGCAGAUAUGAUCAAAGCUAUUCAUCAGACAAAGUGGAAUUUGAUAAAGACUAGACAACAACAAAAUAGAAGCUACAAGGAGGUGUGCGCCCCUGCUCAAGAGAAAUGUCGAUUCCUACUUUAUGAGGUUAGACCAGCAACAAGCUACGAGGUGAAAGGUCUUAAAAAUUUAAAGUUGUUACAUACGGUUCCAAGGCUAAAAAAAGCGGCGCAAGCUGUGAUAGUCGAUUUACGCAAGAAUAAAGAUUCACCGGCCAAACCAGAAGACAUAGUCAAUGCUUCCAUUCAAAGUGCAGAAGCCAAGAACAAAUCAGAUGAGGACACAACACCAAAAGAUACUCCAAAUGGAACCAUGGCGCCUAAACUGGAAGAUGUUACUAAUGUCACCAAUGCUAUAAUGCAAUUAGCAGAGAAGAUCAAAUGCAGACCACUUCUUAUAGACUCUAACGAUCUCACUGCGAGUAUUAUAAAUUUCACGAUUGCUGAAGAUGGUGCUGAUAUCGAGACGAUUCGUCGAGCCAUAUACUGUCAAGUUCAGAGAGUAAAAAUGCGAGAGCAAGGUAUCAUCAUGGUUCAGGAUCUUUUAAAGAAGGACUACUUGAUAACUUCCGUAAAAUAUUGUCUACUCAAUGGUUGGCUAGGAUUAACUCAUGAAAACAAAACGUUAAGCAAGGACAUCACACACUGCCUCAGUAAUGUUCAGCUAGUGACACCUUAUCAGAAAUCAAAAAUUAUCUUAGCAGAGGCUAAAGUGACAGCCUGGGCUGUUCAGGCUUUACGAGCUCAUGUCAUUCAAGCUGAGUUACCUAAUAAACCCAAGGCUAGUGGUAAAAGCAGUUUAAAUCAAGGCACUUAUACUUGGCUUAGAAAACUACCUAGGGCCAGAUUUUUACUAACUAUCCUUGGUAUGUUAACGAACCACCAACGUGCUAAUGAGAUUGGUCUCUUAAUUAACUCUGGUUUACUCUCUAGUGUCCUGACUUUGCUUAGACAAAUUGGACCAUCCGCACCAAGUCAACCACCGAGAUCUAAAGAAAGUAUAGCUAUCUACGAAGACGUGAUUCAAAAGGCGAAGACACCUAUAGUCCAACUAACAGGAAUGGAACUAGCAGCUCUGAUGAAGAUUGGAACUAGGGUAGUGCGUGGUAUUGAUUGGAAGUGGGGUGAUCAGGAUGGCGCUCCUCCCGGCGAAGGUCGUGUAGUCGGUGAGCUUGGCGAGGAUGGUUGGAUCAGAGUUCAGUGGGAUAAUGGUAACACCAAUUCUUAUCGAAUGGGGAAGGAAGGAAAGUACGAUCUGAAGUUAGCCGAACCGCCAACUCCACCUGACAGCGACUCUGACAGUGAGUCACCGGUAGAUACGAACAAGAGUGACAAGGACAUCUAUAGGGAGACACAUCCUACCACAUACCUGAAGAACGCAUCCACAACAUUACUGAAAAUUAUUCUGCUCUCUUGCGGACUCGAUGCUGACUCUGUUCAACCCUCAGCCAUUAAAGUUCUAGCUUCCGUUCUCAAAGGUAUCAUCUCCACUGCGAACCAGACUGACUUCAGCAGCCAGACACAACUGGCCAGAGAUCACCAUGAAACUUGGGCAACUUUAGGACUACUUAGAUCCAUAGCUAAUUCCCCUGUACUCUGUCGAGCUUUGAGUACUCCAGCCUGGAUUGAUCUUCUUCUAGGAAUGAUUGCUGAAGAAAACAAUCCUAAUUUACAAAAGCAGAUCAUGGCCAUUAGAUUACUCUCCACAGUCCUACCUUCCUGGCCUGUGGAAAGUCCGGAGAUGACUCCAUUUCUUGACAAGAUUUUUAAACUUCUGGGUCGCAUUGCUUUGAUGUGUGAAGCGGGUGCCAAUACUGAUCUCUACAUUAACAAAUGUCGAGUAUCCCUCACAGCGACACAUAGCUCAACUUUGGCUGAAGAACUUAUCGCUUUAAUAAGGACUUUGCACUCUUUGCCUGGUUGGAAUGCAGCCUUGAACACGUUUUUGACUAGUAAACUGGCUCUUGCAUCUGAUCUCCUAAGUGAUGGCCCCCUAUUCCAUAUACAAAUGAAUGAAAAUGGAGGAGAGAACAGCUUGGUAAUUCAACAAACCGUCAUGGCGGCACUAAUCGUUGUUGGUGGUCUUGAUAACAAACCUAGGAUCGGAGGCCAAAUCGAAGUUGAAGGUCAGCUCGCGACAAUCUGCAGGAUAACACAACACUGUAAGCUUGUAGUACAGAUGCACGAGAGUAAAGUACCGAAGAAAAUAUCGUUGACGUCCUUAAAAAAUAUAAGCGAAAAGUUUAAUUUAGACAGAAUGGUCUUAACCGAACCUUUAUUAUCAACUUGGGCUAAUUUACUUCAAGGACACUGUGGCAUGGACAAACGACCUGGUGGAAUGCCGGUUAUAGCUGGAGUUGUGAAUGCUUCUAUUUUACGUAUGCAGCAGCAACAACUGGCUGCUUUAAAUGCUGGUAAAACCUUAUUAGAUCAUCAAACGAAGCUGCGCCGUGUUCUGAAGUGCAUGACGACUGAGAAUGAUGAUGACCGCACAACUCUUCUUCAGGAAAUGCUAAUUCGAGCUACCAAGCCUCAACCACUCAAACCAAUUUUUAAUAGAGAAGAACUUGAAACAGCAGCCUUGGCUGUAUCGCAGUAUCUAGCUUCGGAAUUGAGACAUACACCAAUUCGAACUGGAUUAUCCUCAGAACCCGCUACUCCAACCUCAGAUUGUUCUCUAGUCUCGUUAACCUCUAGUCAACAGCGACACUGCAGAAGCAGCACACGCAAAGGUGCCAUUGCACCAGCAACUACACCAUUGGUUACCCAGUUGAUCGAGAUGGGUUUUCAAAAGAAAAAUGUCGAAUUCGCUAUCAAAAGUUUGGGUAUCGCCGAAGCUAAUAUUACACCAGAAACAGUUGUUGGUUGGUUAUUGGAAAAUCCUGACGCAGCCUUCAGUGAUACUGAGACAUUAUCAAGCUUAGAUGGUUUAUCAGACUCCGAAGGCUCCACCAGUGAAGACAUGGAUGAUACUUCCUCAACUCAUGAAGCUGGAUCAGUUCCAGCACCUACUUACAUGAAGAGAUCAGACUUUUUGUCUGUCGACGAAUAUGCUAUCUAUGUCCGUGACAACGUCACGGCUGGUAUGUUAGUCAGAUGCUGCAAAACUUAUGAGGAAGUUACAUACGGUGAUGUCGGCCAAGUGGUCAAAAUCGAUCCAGAAGGACUGCAUGACCUUAAUGUUCAGGUCGCGUGGCAACACAAAGGUGGUACCUAUUGGGUCCGUUUUAUUCACAUAGAAUUACUUGGUCAUCCUCCUUCCUUACCAGGACCACCAGCUCUGAAAGUUGGUGACAAGGUCAGAGUCAAACCUUCAGUUUCGGUACCAAAGUACAAGUGGGGUUCGGUGAAUCAUCAUAGUAUUGGUGUUGUGACUGCAAUAAUCAACAACGGCAAGGAUAUUUGCGUGGAUUUUCCUCAACAAAGAAGUUGGACUGGAUGUACGGCUGAAAUGGAAAGAGUUCCGUCCUGUCAUCACGCGGUUUCAUGCAACUCCUGCCAUUUAUCGCCAAUUUCGGGACCUAGAUUUAAGUGCAAAGCUUGCGAAAACUACAACCUUUGUGAGAAUUGCUUCUAUACUAAGAGGUCGCAUCGACAUGGAUUCAACAGAAUCGCAGAGCCAGGUUCGGCGGCUGUCUAUGCUGGUAAACCAGGAAGAUACCACAGGCAGGAUCUUACAGAACCAUCUUUAAUUGAGGAUUGGUCCAGAUGUAUCAGGACUUUAACUGUUUCGUCAAGAGAUAACUGGGCAACACGAUUGGUAGACGGUUCAGGAAAGUACUGGCAAAGUUGCGGUACACAAGGGAAACACUGGAUCAGGUUGGAGAUGUUACCUGGUAUCCUGAUACAUUCUUUGAAAUUGACUAUUAAUCCUCAAGAUAGCAGUUACAUGCCGUCAUUAAUAGUUGUCAGUGCUGGCGAAUCAUUCAGUAAUGUUCUUGAUUUGACAACUGUAACCAUAAGAAAUACUGACACUACAGUGGUUUUACUUCAGGACGUUAAGGAGUAUUAUCCUUGUAUCGAAAUUUCCAUUAAACAAUGUCGAAAUGGUGGAAUAGAUUGUAAGAUUCAUGGUCUGCACAUAGUCGGUCGGAAGAAGUUGUACGAGAAUCAGUUGGCGACCUCAGUGUCCUUCUUAGCUUCGGAUUGGGAAGUUGUCCAAGAACAGAUGGCAACACAGCACAGUGGCGAUGCACUUCAACAUUCAGCCGUCUACGUUUGGGGCCUGAACGAUAAGGAUCAACUAGGUGGCCUCAAAGGAUCCAAGAUCAAGUUACCAAUCUACAGUGAAGUUUUGUCGCAACUGAAACCCGUUCACAUAGCCGGUGGUAGUAAGACUCUCUUCAUCGUCAGCCAGGAAGGCAAGCUUUAUGCCUGCGGAGAAGGUACCAACGGCAGAUUGGGCUUGGGCGACAAUAACAACGUCUAUGAGCCACGGCCGAUCCCAUUCCUAAGUCAAUACGUGAUCAAGAAAGUUGCAGUGCACUCUGGUGGCAAGCAUGCUUUGGCCUUGACCUUGGACGGUAAGGUCUUCUCUUGGGGUGAAGGUGAGGAUGGCAAGCUUGGUCAUGGCAACCGAAUUUCCUUGGAUAAACCACGACUUAUAGAGGCCCUCAAAUCUAAACGGAUCAGAGAUAUCGCCUGUGGCUCAGGUCACUCGGCAGCUAUUGCCAGCAACGGUGAACUGUACACCUGGGGUUUAGGCGAAUACGGCAGAUUAGGCCAUGGCGAUACGAACUCCCAGCUUCGGCCAAAGCUGGUGGAGGCUCUGGUGGGUCAAAGAGUGAUUCAGAUAGCUUGCGGCAGCAGAGACGCGCAGACAAUGGCUUUAACCGAAGAUGGUUCUGUUUAUUCAUGGGGCGAUGGUGACUUUGGCAAACUGGGACGUGGUGGAAGUGACGGCUGCUACACACCGCUGUUGGUUGAUCGAUUAAAUGGACUUGGUGUCGUCCAGGUUGAAUGUGGUGCGCAGUUUUCAUUGGCCUUGACCAAAUACGGUGAAGUCUGGACGUGGGGGAAAGGUGAUUAUUUUCGACUGGGCCACGGCAAUGACCAUCACGUACGACGACCUACUGUUAUUGAAGGUCUUCGUGGUAAAAAAGUUGUUCACGUCGCAGUUGGUGCAUUACACUGUCUAGCAGUUACGGAUGCUGGCGAGGUCUAUGCGUGGGGCGAUAACGAUCAUGGUCAGCAAGGUAAUGGCACUACCAUAGUUAAUCGAAAACCGUCAUUGGUACAUGGUUUGGAGGAUGCCAAAGUUAACAGGGUUGCCUGUGGCUCCAGCCAUAGUGUGGCCUGGGUACUGAUCGAUCAGCCAGCUUUCAGCAAUCAGGAGCCAGUGACCUUCCCAACAGCUAAGGAUCCUCUUGGUCAGGCAUCUCUAGGAUUUAUAGACACUACGGAUAACAACGCUACCAACACAUCUAAAAAUGUUAGACCAUCACUGUCACAUAUCAUCCUGUCUUUAGAAAGCAAUGUUGCAAAACAACAGGCUCUACAACACGUGAUAAAUGCUUUGCACAUAGUACAGGCCAGAACAGCCAUAGUAACCGCUUUGCGGAGUCAUACAACAUUGGCAUCAUGUGCCCGAACUGCGAGUCCAGACACGCCACCAGAAGGUACCAUGGGGUCAAGUGUAAGUCACACAGUCUACCAGAAUGUCGGUGAAAUAGCUCAGGGUGGUGGCGAGGCACCGGCUAAUGUUACUGAAGUGGUCAACGUAGUUAACAGUCCAAGAGCAACUCCAGAAUCCGAAGAGUGCCCAUUGGCUGUAUUUCCUUCAAUGUCCAGUUCGGCAAGUUUAUCGUCCAGGGCCUCGAAAAUGUCAACCAGUGCAAUGAGCGUUAUAGCAGCGACCUUGACAUCAAAUGCGCAAGUUGUUGGAGAUGCUGUCACCAAUGAUCCGGGUCUGGACGAGUUCACGUCAACCUUGACCGAGGAUGAUGCUAGAAUGUUGGUUGAUCUGUUGAAGCUAGCUGUGGCGAAUAGAGUCUGUGACGGUGCCAAGGAGACCAUAUCAUCUAUUUUAAUAUCUUUGGGUAAAUUUAAUCGCCUGAUUGGUAACAUGCUUUUGGAGCUGUGUGUGACAGAACUUGAAGACACAGCAGCAAAUUCGAAUUGCAUGAAUAAUGCGCCACAACCUGUGGUCCAGGAGACACCUCAUCCUUACAUAGAUGAUACAACUUUGACGGGUCAUGUUAAAAUUCCUGGGGCCGAAGCACUCAGAGUAGAGUUCGACAGACAAUGCUCUACCGAGAGGAAGCAUGAUCCUCUGACAAUAAUGGAUGGUAGUGGUAGAGUGGUGGCUCUCAAAUCUGGCAGAGAGUGGAGCGAAUGGGCAGCUGAAAUCAGAAUUCAGGGUGAUGAACUCAGAUGGAGGUUCUCAUCGGAUGGCUCAGUGAAUGGCUGGGGCUGGAGAUUCACUGUUCAUCCUGUAUUGGCUACCCUGGCUCCUCAUGAGCUCGGUUCUGAUAGGGCCGUUCUGUCACAACCUGCAAUUGCAUUAGCGGAAUGUCUUCUUGAUAAUUCCCUCAUUAAUUCCGACAAGAAUAUAGUAACGAGGCUAGCAGCAGCUCUUGCUCAAUGUAGUCAACUGAGUAUAUUGACAGCUCAGCAAAGAAUGUGGGCUUUGAGGAAGCUCCAAGUGGUUUAUCUGAGCGGUCCUGGAAUACGACCAGAGGCAGCACUAUCAUCACUACUUGGUUCACUCCCACAGGCUCUUCUAAGACAGUAUGAGUACGAAGAUCCUGCUGUUAGAGGUGGCAAGCAGCUAAUGCAUAGCGACUUCUUCAAAGUUCUUGUCGCUCUGGCCUGUGACCUUGAAUUGGACGUCAUGCAAUGCUGCUCCGAGAUUCAUAAGUGGUCUUGGUUCAGAAGAUAUUGUUUAGCUGCCAGAGUGGCCAAGUCCUUAAUCAAUAGAACACAAUUACCUAAAUCGUUUUCCAUUGAAGUCACCAAAAGGAUCAACGAGAUGAUAACAGACGGUGAUGCCAAUGCUAAAGAUCACGAGAAUCAUGAUCUAUUUAAGUUGGAACAUGACGAACAGCUUCUGCUCUGGCUAAACAGAAGACCUGAAGACUGGACUCUUUCCUGGGAUGGAUCUGGAGCUAUUUACGGUUGGGGUCAUAAUCACAGAGGUCAAUUAGGUGGUUUGGAAGGUGCAAAAGUUAAGUUACCAUCACCUUGUGAGAGUCUCUCAGCCUUGAGGCCAGUUCAACUAGCUGGUGGUGAACAGACGUUAUUCGCUGUCACCGCUGAUGGGAAAGUAUAUGCAACAGGCUACGGAGCUGUGGGGAGACUCGGGAUAGGCGGUACUGAUUCCGUAAUGAUACCAACACCUCUCGAGUCCAUUCAGCAUGUUUUUAUCAAGAAAAUAGCCGUGAAUUCUGGUGGUAAACACAGCUUGGCCUUGAGUUCUGAAGGUCACGUGUACUCUUGGGGCGAGGGUGAUGAUGGGAAGCUUGGACAUGGUAAUAGGGUCUCUUUUGACAGACCCAAGUUGAUCGAAGCUUUGCUUGGAAUGGAAAUUGUCGAUAUAGCCUGUGGAGGACUUCAUAGCGCAGCGAUAACCAGCGCAGGAUGCUUGUAUACCUGGGGAAAAGGACGAUACGGUCGAUUGGGACAUGGCGACAGCGAUGAUCAACUGAAACCGAAGCUGGUAGUGGCUCUUCAAGGAUAUAAGGUCGUGGAUGUAGCCUGUGGCAGUGGAGACGCUCAGACACUCUGCGUUACUGAUGAUGACAACGUUUGGAGUUGGGGAGACGGCGACUAUGGAAAACUAGGUAGAGGUGGAAGUGAUGGUUGUAAAGUUCCUAUGAAGAUAGAGUCCCUGGCUGGUCUUGGGGUGAUUAAAGUCGAAUGUGGAAGUCAAUUUUCGGUGGCCCUCACACGCUCUGGAGCAGUGUAUACCUGGGGCAAAGGUGAUUAUCAUCGUCUAGGUCACGGUACCGAUGAUCACGUUCGGAGACCCCGCAAGGUUGCUGAAUUGCAAGGAAAGAAAAUAAUAUCAAUUGCAACUGGUUCAUUGCAUUGCGUAGCCUGCUCUGAUAAGGGAGAGGUGUUUACCUGGGGUGACAAUGACGAAGGCCAACUCGGUGACGGGACAACGACUGCCCUCGUCAGACCGAGAUUAGUCCAUGCCUUGCAAGGAAAAAAGAUAACUAGGGUGGCUUGCGGGAGUGCACACACCUUGGCAUGGUCAACAACCAAAGCUACUCAAAGUAGAUUACCGGCAACCACCCCCAUGGAGUAUGACCUGGUGAAGGACUUGCCGUUCCCUGCCCUCCACAACCGACUUGUCCUUCUUCAUCACUUUGCGGAACUUCUGUGCCCAUCUUUAUCCAUGUUCCCGACCAGUGGACAUAUUGGCCUAAACAAAUUAGCACCUAUGCUGGUCUACAGCAUCAAAGAAGCAACUUUCCGUAAGGUCGUUCAAGCAACCAUGGUCAGAGACAGACAACACGGUCCGGUUAUUGAGCUGAACAGGAUUCAAGUGAAGAGAGCUAGAAGUAAAGGUGGCCUUGCUGGUCCUGAUGGCAUCAAAUCAGUUUUUGGUCAAAUGGUCUCAAAGAUGUCACUUCUUACUCAAGAUGUGCUCUUCUUACCCCAUCGAGUUUGGAAGGUCAAGUUUGUUGGUGAAAGUGUCGAUGAUUGUGGUGGUGGCUACAGUGAGAGUAUAGCAGAAAUGUGUGACGAGCUUCAAAAUGGCUCACUUCCAUUAUUUAUACCGACUCCUAAUGGUCGCGAAGAUAAUGGCACGAAUAGGGAUUGUUUCCUGUUAAAUCCAAUGGCGACGUCGCAGCUGCAUUAUAGCAUGUUCCAGUUCUUAGGUAUCUUAAUGGGAAUAGCUAUAAGAACAGGCAGUCCACUAAGCCUGAAUCUGGCAGAACCAGUUUGGAAGCAAUUAGCUGGUAUCCCACUUACACCAGCAGAUUUAACCGAAGUCGACAGAGAUUAUGUUCCUGGUUUACUCUGCAUCAGGGAUAUGGACCCUGAUGAGAAGGUUUUUCAAACUUUGGAGAUGCCUUUUUCAACACCAUCUGCAGUUGGCCACGACGUGCCAUUGUCGAACCGAUACCGGAAGAUAACCCCUGAAAAUAGACACGAAUAUGUCAGACUAGCUCUGAACUACAGGCUCCAUGAAUUUGAUACUCAAGUCGCGGCUGUUCGUGAAGGUCUCUCUAAAGUUGUACCUGUUCCACUCUUGGCAUUGUUUAGUGGAGCUGAACUGGAAACAAUGGUCUGCGGUAGUCCGGAUAUUCCCCUAAGUUUACUUAAAUCCGUCGCUACAUACAAAGGGAUCGAAGCUACUGCACCACUCAUUCAGUGGUUCUGGGAAGUAAUGGAAGAAUUUUCUAAUCAAGAAAGAUCUCUGUUCUUGCGUUUUGUAUGGGGAAGAACGCGCUUGCCGCGUACAAUUGCUGAUUUUCGAGGAAGGGACUUCGUUUUACAGGUCAUGGACAAAUAUAAUCCUCCGGAUCAUUUCCUUCCGGAAAGUUACACGUGCUUUUUCCUGCUAAAGAUGCCAAGAUACUCUUGUAAACCCGUGCUACGUCAAAAGUUAAAGUACGCAAUACACUUUUGCAAGAGUAUUGACACAGACGAGUAUGCCAGGGUACAAGCCGCAACGAAUUCAGACACCGAGGAUACAGAUAGCUUAGCGAGCGAGGAACAUACGUCUCUGUAAUUUUAAAGUCAUUUGACACAGAUCAGAAAUCAUCGAUCGCAUCACGAAGAGAUCUAGUCGACGUGGAAGAGCUUUCUGUAACAAGUGUAAUAUUUUUUCUGUUUAUCCUUCGUGAAAUGACAAUUAAUGGAAACCCAUGAACUUUUAUUUCAAUUUCUCAAACACAAUUAUGAAAGUGAAUUAAUGUUACGCGAACUUGUAAUAUGUACUUUGCUUAUCCUUUUUUUCUUCAAUGGCACAAAUAACGGCGCCUCCUGUAUCGUUAGGUUGCAAACGCUUGGUACUAGACUGGAAAUAAUUACUAUUAUUAAUUAUUAUUAGCUAUUGAUAUUGAUGUCGUUAAGAGAAAAUUACUGUGUAAUAACGGUGCAGCACGAAUUCAAAACUGUAGGUUACUUUUCUUUUACCGUGUUGUCUCCGUUUAUUGAAAAUUUUCUUCUUCGAAUGUAAUGUAUACUGAUGUACUGAUCACGAUAUGUAUUUCGAAUUACGUGGUACGAUUAAUGUUACUCUGAAAUCUACUUGAAUGCAGAUAAGAUUCAAGUGCUGAAAUCUCCCUUUAGUUUGGAUCAAAAUUUAAAAGUCUGCAUGAUAGUCACACAGACAUUAAUGUUAAACAUUAUUGAAAAAUUAUUGUUAGACUGCGGGACUGCGGUAACACCACCACUUAUGAUUAGUUAAUUGAAUAGUUUAAUCGUUAUCUAAAAUUCAUGUUAAAUUAUUAUUAGAUAUUUCUAUAGAUUAUCAAUUUCUUACUGCAAUAUUCCCUUCAAUUUACCAAUCUCCUGAAUUUUAUAUCGCUUUAGCAAUACGAAAAUUCCAAUCUCCAUAUUUUUCUUUUUUUCUUUCGUACAACCAUAUUCAAUUUUUGGUUAUGCUAUCAAGGCAUUAAGGAAAAUCUUGUGAUACAGUGCAAUCAGGCAAAAUGAGAAUGAACAAGACAAGUAAUAUAUGUAAUAAAUAUAACUGACACUUACGAACUUGUAUUUGUUGAAAAGCAAUUUGCGUCCAACAAGUGAUAUAGUUUUUUAUUUAAAAAACGUGUACUCUAAUAUGACGUCAGCAGAACUAAGCUUUUAUUAUCUCACGGUGAUUAAAUUUUGUUAUUUUUAGUGCAAAGA